AUGCGGCGGGCGGCCGUGUGGACGACGACAGUAUGGGCAUUAAUGGCAGCAGUGGCCGAGGGAUACCAAUCAUCGUACAACUACGUGCCCCAGGGCUCUUCGCCGACCCUGUAUACCCCCGGGUUCGAGCCGAUCAUGCAUCUCGAUCAGAACACCUUCGCCGACACGGUCUUCGUCCAGGACAAGUCGUUCGUCGUCGAGUUCUACGCUGAUUGGUGCGGGCAUUGUCGAGCCUUCGUCCCCUAUUUCCGCGAAUUCGCCAACCAAGUGUUUGGAUGGAACAAGGUGGUUACGGUGGCGGUGAUGAACUGCGCGGACAGCUACAACGUUGACGUCUGCAAGGCGAAUGGCAUCAGCGAGUUCCCCACGCUAAAGUACUUUGCGCGAACGGCCCGCCGACCGAGCGAUGCCGUCCAUAUGGACCCACAGCAUUCCGCCGACGGCAUCAGGGACGCGUUGUUGAGGUCCAUCUCCAACGAGUACGCCUUUAACCGGUACCCCGAUUGGCCAAUGUUCACCCCGCUUCAAGUUGACGGACGCACAACAUACGGCCAACUCUGGCAAGGCAUCCCCGAAUCUGCCGACUACAUGGCCAUCGUCUUCGAAAUCAGCGACGGUGUCGGGGCAAGGUUCCAACUCGACAUGUGGGAGAAGCGAGGGAUCGUCGGCACCCGCCGCGCCCUCUCCAACUCGCCGUUGGUGCAGAUGCUGCGAAUUCGCGAGUUCCCCUCGGUCGCCCUCUUCCGCCGCGACCACCAGCAGGCCAUCUACAUGAGCCGCGUGCACAACGCGUCCUUCGGCGAGAUCGAGGCGGCCAUCAACGCCGACCGGGCCAGCCACCACGUGAUGCCCGUGCAGAAUAUUCAAACGUCGACCUUCCGCCCCAUCACCACCACCCUGGCACCCGUCGUCGAUUGCGCCAGAUUCCCAGACCGAUGCGCCGACAUGUUCUACGUCUCCGAGACGGACAUGCUCAAAUCGAUGCACCAGGCCCUGUAUGACUCGGUGCGUGACGUGCACGGCGGCAUGGUGCAGGGGGACAACUUCACCAAUCUCUACAACUUUGUCGAUCUUCUCGCCAAUCACUUCCCGGUGCUCUCGUUCUCGAAUGAGCUGCGGCGGACGGUGAGGAAGAAGAGGACCUCGUCGACGAUUCUGAAGAACUCGGAGCGUGCCCGCCUCGUCUUCACGCAUAUGAGGGAAUGGCUCGAGGCACGGAAGGGCUAUGGCCAUUUCCCCUCUUCCGAAUGGAUUCGUCAGUUUGAGAUGAUUGAGCGCGUGUACGCCCGACCAUUCCCCACGAAUUCAUCGUGGCAACACUGUGAGGGAUCCUCGGGACGAUACAGGGGCUACACGUGUGGCCUAUGGACAACGUUCCACGCCAUUACCGUCCACACAUACAUUGAUACCAUCAAG
Molecule: messenger RNA, 1416 nt
Organism: Mesorhabditis spiculigera
Lineage: Eukaryota; Metazoa; Nematoda; Chromadorea; Rhabditida; Rhabditidae
Source: the annotation of a GenBank genome assembly